AUUCGCUUGUUGGAGUUUGUUUGGAUCACAAGUCGAGACGGAAAGCUCCGCGUAUCGGUUCGUUUUAUCGCCAGUUGCUUCGUCGCGAGUGCGCCAAAAAAUAGCGAAAAUUCGUAGAUUUGAGUGAGGGCUAGACCCGAGCGAAACCCAGCCAUGUUGCCGCUGCAGGAGUCCCAGGCCCAGGCGUCCAACUGGCAGCUGGAGGAUUACGCGUUCUUCCGCAAGUGCGGGGAAAUCACCGCCUCGCCGGACGUCCAGAGUUUCGGCUUCAACUGCGCCUUCUGUCCGGCGAUCUGCCUGCAGUUCUCCGUGUUCAUGGACCACAUCCGGGUGCAGCACACCCAGGACAUGAGGCGGCGCUACGAGUCUGGGGAGGAGAAGAGCCAGCAGCAGCCCCAACCCGAUCUGGUGAUCAUGGAGCUGGACUGCCCGGAGAUAUAUCCUCCGGACGAGGGGCACAAGAAAGCCAGCUGGGAGGGGGACAUGGACAUCCAGCUGAUGAGCCUCGUUCCGCCGACUCCCGCACUGCAAAUGGCCCCAUCCGAAACACCCGAAAUAGAUUUGGUCUAUGUGGUGGAAAACCCAUUGCCACCCUCGCCGCCGCCCUCCGCGGACAUUUCGGGCGACGAACUGCCGGGCCACUGCCUGCAGUCCUUCGACUUGGAUCCGUUCGCCAUAAUGCACGAGGUGGUUACGCUGACUCCGCCCACACCCAUUGCUCCACCGCCGGUUUUAACUCCACUGCCGCGGUACGAGACACGACGCGUGGCAAUGCAGCGCAAGCUUCGUCAGGCGGAAAACGAGAAUGCAAAAGAUGACGAUGAGGAGGAAGAGGAGGUGGAUAUGCUGGAUGUGGUGGAUGUAGAGGAGGAGCAGAGCGGGAGGUCGGAAAAGAACGUGCUAGAACUAACGCCGCCCGCCACGCCCCCUACCCCGGUGGCGCCCACAUCGCCCACGAGCAGCAUUGCGAGCUGCGUGGAUUUGCAGUCGAAAACUCGACGUGAACUGGAGCGCAAUCGUGAGUUCGUUGGCUCCCUGCUGGCGGAAUACGAGCGCGCGGAGAAAUUGUGGAAUCCUCGUCAUCCAGAAUACAAGUACAAUGCCAAGCGCAGUUUAUACGGGGAACUGGCUGCUCCGCUGGAGGGCGUCUGCCACAAGCGGCUUUCCGGGGCCGAGAUCUUCGCUGUGUUGAAGGAGUUGAAGGGCAGAUACCGCCGUGAACUAAGCAAACUGAACGCCCUUGGCGGAAAGUACAAGUCGCGGUUGUGGUACUUUGACAGGAUGCACUUCCUCAGGGGCGUCAUCGAAAACAGGCGAGCAGAAAGGGAGGCCAAGAUCUCCAAUGAAGGCACCGAAAGCGAGAAGUCUUGCGAAACGGACGCGGAGUCCUGCAGCAAGUCCGCAUUGUACCGUGAGGUUCUCAGCUUCAUUCUGGACGCAUUUAAGCGACUUGAGUGCCUGUGGAAUCCGCAACACUACGACUAUACCAGCUGCUGCAAGAAGGAGCUGUACCGAGAGAUCUCUGCCCAGCUGCAGGAGGAACUCAACUACGAGCUGAGCGGCGAGGAGUGCUACAAGGAGAUUCAGAAGCUAAGGACGCGUUACCGCAAGGAGUUGCGCAUGGUGAUCAAACACAAGGGUCUGUACCUGCCCAAGUUGUGGUGCUACGAUGAAAUGGAGUUUCUGCAGCCCAUUUUGCAACAGCAGAUAUUCAAUAAGAUCAGCAAGAAAGUCGGCGUGGUGGAGACCAAUCAGAAGACCAAGUUCAUUGAUGCCAGCUCCAUACAGUUUUCCAAUUCCGAGGAUGAGCUGCAGUUUGUGGAAAUCUAUCGCAACUACUCAGCCCUGUGGGAUGUGGAUCAUCCCGACUUUCGUUCGAAUGCUUAUCGUGGUCAGGCCUUGGGUCACAUGUUGGAUGAGAUAAACACCACCUUUCACUCUUCCUACUCUCCGGAGCAGCUGGAGAAGACCUUGUUUGACCUGCGCAAGGAAUUCUCGUCGCAGAAACGAAAGAUACUCACCGACCCCGGGGACUCCAGUCAUAUUCCUUUGCUGCACGCCAAACUGGCCGAAUUCCUGGACCAAAACCUCGGUCCCUUCCGCUGCGAUAUAUGCUCGGAGCUCGUCAAGACCUGCGAUCAGUACAAGAUGCACCGAUCCGGACAUGAUGGCACUCAGCCCUUCAUCUGCACGCUCUGCGGGAAGGGCUUCCAGAUGCCCUGCAACCUGACGGUUCAUAUCAGACGACAUCGGAGGGAUUUCCCAUAUGCCUGCGAGCAUUGCGACAAGCGUUUCGCCACGUCCACGGAGGUGGCCAUCCACCUGCGCACCCACACCGGCGAGCGACCCUACAUAUGCGACCUAUGCGGGAAGUCUUUCAAGACUUGGUCCUUCUUCGACAUCCACCGGCGCCGGCAUCUCAAUCAGUCGACAUUCCACUGCCAGAUCUGUGCGAAAGGCUUCUACGAGAAGAAUCGCUUCACGGACCACAUGAACUCACACUGGGCAAUCCGCAAGCACCUAUGCACGGUGUGCGGCAAAACCUUCACCACCUACGGCAACCUCAAGAAGCACACGGAGCUGCAUCUGGCGGUGAAGAAGUACAAGUGCAGCACGUGCGGCAAGCGAUUUGCUCAAUUCGCCAGCCUACGAUGGCACAAAAAGCGGGAGCACAGCUCCGAGGGGCAAACGGACGACAAGUAGAACCUGCAACCACUCAAAGUUCUCCUCUGCACUUUAUAAUAUUUACAAGGCAAUCGUAAAGAGUUAGAUGUGUGCCCGCGUACUUACAGAUAUUGCCGAGUAUGUACCUAUCAUAUCGUUAAUCUAGCACUUAGUAAUGUAUUUAUUUGCUAUUUAAGAAUGUCUGAUAAAUGGCUACAAAUGUUACUUUUUAAGUGCUGUAAACUUUAUCGUCUUAAUCAGUCGAUCAGCUAGCCGUUAGCAAAAUGCUUGUAACAGGUUUAUAAGUCAAAACCCAAAGUCAUUGAAAGUGAAACCAAAAAUAUACAUGUGUAUUAAACGAAGUCACUUGGAAUGUUUUCCAAUGUAAAGUUCA
Messenger RNA from Drosophila rhopaloa, 3058 nucleotides. RefSeq lists its product as uncharacterized. NCBI's taxonomy places the organism in Eukaryota, Metazoa, Arthropoda, Insecta, Diptera, Drosophilidae. Gene Ontology annotation, molecular function: DNA-binding transcription factor activity, RNA polymerase II-specific; RNA polymerase II cis-regulatory region sequence-specific DNA binding. The transcript is spliced from 5 exons. Gene Ontology annotation, biological process: regulation of DNA-templated transcription. The record is from RefSeq and is a predicted model, not a curated record. Bases 154 to 2703 code for a protein of 849 amino acids.